Molecule: messenger RNA, 1596 nt
Organism: Miscanthus lutarioriparius
Lineage: Eukaryota; Viridiplantae; Streptophyta; Magnoliopsida; Poales; Poaceae
Source: the annotation of a GenBank genome assembly
AUGCCCAUGGCCAUUUCACAGAUUGUUGCAAAUAUGCCAUCCAGAAGGCCUCACAAGCACUGCUGUAAAGUAUGCAGCAAGAAAUUCCUUUCAGGGAAAGCUCUUGGAGGCCACAUGUCGUGCCACCGGCAUGCUGGCAAGCAGCCAAAGGGCACACCUAGCCCUCCUGCCAUUGUCGUCGAUCUGCCUGUGUUGCUGCUGGGUCCCAGUGAUGAGAAGCCUUCACCGUCAUCUUUGGAAUCUCAAUGCCUGCACUGCUCAAAGGUGUUCUCUUCCUGCCAAUCUCCUAGGGGGAACAUGGGGAUGCACAGUGAGAAGAAGGUGAUGGCCAAGCCUGAUGAAGAACCUGAACCAGCUGGGUUGAUGGAAGCUUGGGCCAAUGCUAAUGGUGAUCACGGGCACAAUGUGAUGCUAUUUUCUCCAGUGAAGCGUAAGCGAUCAAAGAGGGGGAUGCCAGUCCUCAAUUCAGAGAUGAAUGCUGCAGCUGCUCUCUUGAUGCUUGCAGAGCAUUCUGACAAGACUUCUGCUUAUGAGGAUUGCUGUGGGGGAGAUAAGGAUGACAACAUUUCAACACCCAUGGUGUUGAAGGAGGUAAAUCUGAAUGCUUUUCAGCAGCUGGAUCAAUCUGAUGAGUUCACAAACAGUGCGAGGCUGAAAUCUGACAAGAAUCCAGCUUAUGAGGGUUUCUAUGAACACUGUGAGAAGGAAAACAGUUUGAAUUUGGUCGCUGAUGCUCCCAAGAAGGAAGUGUUGCUGGAUCUGUUUGAUUAUGAGAUGGAUGUAGAAGCUGAGUUCAUGAAGCCAGGGGCUGACAUUUCAGUCGAGGAUUUGAAGUCCAGUUUGAAUUUGGUUGCUGAUGCUCCCCAGAAGGAAGUGCUGCUGAAUGUGUUUGAUCAUGGGAUGGAUGUAGAUGCUGAGUUCAUGAAGCCAGGGGCUGACAUUUCAGUUGAGGAGUUGAAGUCCAGUGACCUUUCAGCUGCAAUGAACAGCAAGAGGCACCAGUGCAAGGGGGCUGCAUUUUCGGUGGAGUUGGAAUCAAGUGACAUUUCAGCUGCAGUGAAUGUCAAGAAACACCAGUGCAAGAUAGUAGAGAUUUUGAUACUGAUACUUUCUUCUCUUGGUCAACAAAUUUUACUGGAUAGGAAGGCAAGGAUCUUAAGUCACUGCCUGGUUGCGGAACAGUGUAGCAGGCCAAAAGGACUUGUGAAGGCAGAGGGGACCUCACUAAUAUAUCCAGGAUGUGAACUCUGGUGUUGGCACAAGGGGAAUCAAAUCAGCAACAAGGUCCACGGCAAAGAUGCAGGAGCCGAGGAAGAAGAAGAGCUUGUUAGGGUCUUCCGGGUGGAGCAGCGCAAGCGCAGGGACGCUCCCCGGCAACAUGAUGUCCAGGUAGCUCUCGUCGGCCCAGACGUCGGCCAAGGCCACGUGGCGCUCGGGAUUCCAUUUCCCCGACGACUAGACGAGCGCCCACGUGCUCACCACCGGCGCGUCGGGGCUGCCAUGGAUCUGCACGAACCUCAGCAUCCCGCCGCUCACCCUCACGCAGCGGUGAGCGCCGCCGUUUGCAGAAAGCACCGGCAGCUGGUCGCCGACUGA